This is a messenger RNA of Nerophis lumbriciformis (worm pipefish), 4760 nucleotides long. It is a transcript of the gene usta, whose product is annotated as uronyl 2-sulfotransferase a. Gene Ontology annotation, cellular component: membrane. Lineage: Eukaryota; Metazoa; Chordata; Actinopteri; Syngnathiformes; Syngnathidae. The record is from RefSeq and is a predicted model, not a curated record. Gene Ontology annotation, molecular function: sulfotransferase activity.
CCAGAAGGGGAGCCGGCCUGCCAAGAUGCUGCCUUGAGGACUCCCAGAGAGCCGACAAUCUGCCAGAGUGCUCACACCAAGACAAGCCGAGCAGGAGUCACCGUGCACGGACCGGAGCGCCGCAGAGGAGCCGCCGCACGUCCGCCAAGAACUUUCGAUGUUCGAUGGCUGACUUUGAGUGUCGCCUUGUAAUGUGAGGAGCAGACGAUGAAGACUUUUAGCGGCAAAAACAACCAGAACCUUCUUCUCGUUCACGUCAGGAACGUCAAGAAGUUGCUCGCCUCUCUGCCUUGGUGCUUCCCCCUCAGAGCUUACGUCUUCUGCAUGGGGACACUGCUGCUCUUCUGCCUGGCCUCCUUCUUGUACCAGCUCAACGGAGAACCCCCCAGAAUCCUGCUGGACAUCAGACAAUAUAUUGGUCAAUCGACAUACGUGGAUGACCACGGACCUCCGGCUCCAAGAGUGCUUAAGUUCCCCAGCCAGGUGGUGUACAACCGAGUGGGGAAGUGCGGCAGCCGGACGGUGCUCCUCUUGCUGCGGCUGCUGUCUGAGACGCACCAGUUCAACUUGAUCUCGUCGGACAUCCACAACAAAACACGGCUCACCAAAGCUGAGCAGAUGGAGCUCAUGAAGGACAUCAGGAUUAUCCCUCAGCCCUUCCUCUUCACGCGCCAUGUUCACUUCCUCAACUUUGUCAGGUUUAAGAUCGAGGAGCCCGUCUACUUCAAUAUAAUCCGUGACCCCAUCAACCGCUUCCUGUCCAACUACUUCUUCCGGCGCUUCGGGGACUGGAGGGGCGAGCAGAACCACCUCAUUCGCACCCCUGCUAUGAAAGAUGAUGAGAGAUAUCUAGACAUAAACGUGUGCAUUCUAGAAAACUACCCAGAGUGCUCUAACCCAAGAGUCUUCUACAUUAUCCCCUACUUUUGCGGACAGCAUCCUAAAUGCAGAGAGCCAGGCCCAUGGGCUCUGGAACGGGCCAAACAGAAUGUUCAGGAGAAAUUCCUGCUGGUUGGCAUCUUGGAGGAGAUGGAAGAUGUGCUGCUACUCCUGGAGAGGCUUCUACCGCACUAUUUCACUGGCGUGCUCAACAUAUACAAGAGUCCUGACCACAAGAAGUUGGGCAACAUGACCGGCACGGUCCGCAAACACACACCCACCCUGGAGGCGCUGCAGGUGCUCUACCAACGCAUGAGGUACGAGUACGACUUCUACAACUUUGUCCGGGACCAGUUCCACCUCAUGAAGAAGAAAAUUGGCCUCAAAUCUGUGGACCAACCGCCGGCGUACUCCCCGCGUUACCUCCGGGAGCUGGCCUUGCGGACACCCCAGCCUCUGGAUGAAGACGAGGAGCUGGACACGGAUACGGAGGAUGCUAACAGCUGGCUUGUCCAUCAGGAGCAAACAGUUUGAUGGGCAGACAUCAGGAGGCGUCCUGAGGAGGCAACGGUGCCUUGGCAAAACUGGGUUGCAUUUUUAAGUUGCGACUGUCCUGGAUUGCAUCGACAGACUCGCCACCGAUGGGGAAAAGACAAAGUCUUUCUAUAUAAAAGGUCUUGGAAAAUCUACAGGUUUUUCUAAGGAAGUGGGGCUUUUUGGUUCUUUUGCUGAAUUCUCCAGGGGAGAUAAAGCACAGCUACGUUGACCUAAAUGCAGGGGAAGUGUGUUGGGGGGAAAAAAAAAAAAAAAAAUGCUGAGAAGCCAAACAGCAAACCAUGAACAGAAAAGUGCCAAAACGUGUGUGUGUGUGUGUGUGUGUGUGUGUCAGUGCAGUGUUUAGACAGGAAGGUGUAUUAUUCCACGUUUCCACCAAGCACCACAGUUCCUUGGCACCGAGCUGCAAACUGGAAACACAAAAUAUCCUCUUGACAUCUAAAGUGAAGUAAAAAAUCUCCCAGAUUGUGAUGUUUUCGUGAGGAUGAUAUAAAAUACUGUGUAGAUGUUGAAAGACGACUCUAUAUUGAAAGGAACAGGUUGCUGCUGUUUAAAACCAAAAUAAGCUUCCACACGCCCUCCCUUUUCCUUGAUAGCUCAUCCAAUCACCAGUCACAUUCACCAAGGACCUCCUAAUUGCUGGAGCUGCCAAGUCUCCUGUCAGCAGCACUGUGCUUUUGUGUAGGCUCCUACCGCGCUGUGCACUGGGCUUGUUUUCGUCCAAUGAAAUACACACGCUGCUCUUAAAGUUAAAAUCCCAACGAUAGUCACACACACACUAGGUGUGGUGAAAUUAUCCUCUGCAUUUGCAGGGAGGUGAGAGGGAGCAGUGAGCAGCAGCGGUGACCACGCUCGGGAAUCACCUUCGCAAUUUAACCCCCAAUUCCAACCCUUGAUGCUGAGGCAAUGGGUCCCAUUUUUAUAGUCUUUGGUACGACUCGCUGUACGAUGUUCCAGUCUCAGGGCGGACACUCUAACCACAAGGCCACUGAACAGGUCAAACUCCACAGGUUGAACCCCGAAGUCCGACCCGACUUGAAAUUUCACACCAAAUGCGGUACUGGGAUUUCCCGUGGAACUUUUUCACUUCUGAUACGAUACCGAUAGAGUAGCCUUGAGUAUUAGCCGAUACGAUAUCAGCAGUAGAGUGCAAUGUUAAAAAAAGGCUAGUAGAUAUGGUGGAAGAAUAAUCUCAUGACAGUGUCAUGCUUUUAAAGUGGAUUGUAAUUUGUUUUUGGUGACACCUAGUGGCCACAGUAAUUCAUCAAAUAAGGUCAUUACGCAGCAAGGUGAAUGAUUCAGACAUGCUUGUGAUUGGAUACUUUCUAACACGCUAAGGAGCGAUAUGCAGUUAUAACUUUUUGAUACUUGUUUUUAUUGACUCGUGUUGUGUUCAAGACUGCAAUGUUGUUCAAUUAAGGAUAUUCAUCAAGUAUGUCUAGCUUGUGUGCUAUUGUUUGCUUGGCUGUCGUGUAGCUGCUAGCUCCUAGUAGUCUAUAGCCUACUGGGUUUACUGAGGAAAGAUCAAAUGUGUGUGCUUAUUGAAGGACAUGUAGGUGUUUGCUGUCGAGCUUUGCACAUGUAAACACGCCACAGGACUGCUUGCAUCGGAUAUUUCAGAUGCAAGCCGAUAUCAGAGCGAUAUUUGAUAUCAAUAUCAGCUCGGGACACCCCAAUUUUGUACUUGCAAGGUAUUUUGAGCGCAACCCAUUUGUCAACGACAGUCAUUUGGAACCACAAUAACAAACAACUGUUUUUUUUUCUUUGUUUACUCUGAUUUGUGGAGCCGAUUGGUGGAAACACAAUCCAGACCAGACGAGAUUUACCAAAGCAAACUGGACCACUUGGUGGAAACGUGGCUUGAGUGAAACGCAUUCUGUUGCAAAAGGUAUAAAAGAGGGUUAAACCGUAUGCACUCGUUAUGAAUUCAAAGAAUUCCAGUUAAGUGUGCGUGUGUGGCUUGGGUUUGACACUGCAGUAUUUGAGCAGUUUGGCACCGUUUUGUUUACAUUUAGUUUGUUGGGACUUGAGCGUGGCCAGGUGCUUAAAAAAAAGAGACAUCUAUUGUUUAUUCCUGGUAAGGUAUCAAUCAGGCAGGAGCUGAGGUCAAAAGUCAAAUCAAUAGCUGUUCAGUACCAGUCAAAAGUUGUAUGCAUUCUUUAGACUUUCUAUGAGAGUAUUUCCUCAAAUAGUGGCCCCAAAAUACAAGGCGUUUAUUAAAGAGGCCCUUAUUUCAAUAUUUUGGUAAUUUUAUUACUUGGUACUUAAAAAUAAAUAUAGUGUUGUAUUGUCAUACAGUAAUGCAUUCAUGAAAUUAAUGAAGAUUAAAACAGCACAUGAAGAAGGCAAAGCAUUUGUUGUUUUUUGAGGAAAUAACAAAAUAUUUAUUUAUUUAUUUACUGGGUCUGUCGAUAGUUCAGACCCACGUUCUCAUGCUGUUAAGAGACGUUUUCGUAAAAAACGUGCAGAUGGAUUUUGCCAAAAUAUUUUAGUAAGUAUUGAUGAAUAUAAAAAUAAUCAUUUAAAAAAAUGACAUACUGUAAUAAUGUAUUUUAUAAAUAGAUUUUUAACAAAUAUCUGAGAAAAAUGGCCUUGUGGCGGUAUAGUGCUACUGAAUUUUUUAUUCAAUGUAGGCACGCAGCGUUUAAUUGAAGCAGAAGGCCAAUAUUUGAGGAAAUGUAUUUAUUAUUAUUGAUUUGAACAAAUAUCGGAAGUAAGGUAGCUAAGGGCAAAGGUGAAGGUACGUGUUCUGUGUUAGCACUCUGCCAGGCGCAGUUUUCUGGUGGUGUUCUUUAACCGAUCUGCAACUGUUUAUGGUCACAUUUUGCUAUUUAUAUCUGUCAGUUAGCUUGGGUCAAAGGUCAAAUACAUGAGCCAGCCACAAUUUGAACCUUGUGGCAGCUCGGGUCAAAGGUCAGUCAGAUCACUUGGUACAUUUACUUUUUCUGUGUUCUUUGUUGGGUGCAUUUCUCUUCUUUCCACCCUGCUAAUCGGUAAUGGCUUUACAACUGUUUUUUUUGUUGUUGUUUUUUUUUUUAGUGUGUCUUUACUUUAAGUCUGAGCUCAAUGUACUUCCUACUUUGUGUUUUUGCAGCUGCUGAAGCCAGUGUACAAAAAUACCACAUGAAACAUUAACAUAUUCCGCCCUAGCUUCGUACCCUUCCAACGUACGUGCUUUUAUGUCCUGCUAUGUGUCUUAUAAUUUAUUAUUUUCUAUUCAUUUUGCAUUCCAGAUCAAAUUCUCAGGAAGGAAACAAAAAAACUGUUCAUGUAAUAAAUGUAUCAGUUCCAACUUGGCGGCUAUUAAAAAAAAAAAGUGUGUAUGU